AGACAUGGGGAAAAGGGAGCCAAAGUUGUGCCGCCUGGGACCGCCGUCUUGCCCAACUACUUUGUAGCGAUCAGGGUGACAAGUGAGGAAAUCCGCCGAGGCGUACGGGCGAUACAAGAGGGUCUGGCGCACGAACCCAACCUGGAGCCCGCCAUCAUCCCACUGUCCAACCUUCACGUCACGCUGUUGAUGUUACACCUGCGUGAGGGACAGGUACAAGCCGCUAGGGAGGCGCUGAGACUAGCCAAGACUCGCAUCACCCCGCAACUCCUGCAACCCGUACAGAAACCCGGAGAGAAAGCCACCACGUCACCGACCACGAAAGAAGCCGGUCGGUUCCUUCUCCAGUUCAACAAGGUGGCUAUUCCCUUUGAGGGCCUGGGCACGUUCGCCGACACCACGGUGUUUGCGAAGGUCGCGGAAGGCGGUCACCUGGCCACGCUCAGGCAGAUAGCCGAGACCGUGCGCGCCUGCUUCGCGGAGAAGAGCCUCUACCCGACCGACGACAACAGCUUCCUACCCCACCUGACCCUCAUGAAGAUCACGGACAACAACCAAGGGAAGCUGAAGAGUAAGGGUAUCCAGAGGAUCUCUCCAUCACUGUACGAAGGGCUACGGGAGCGGGGGUUAGGGAGUCAGUCCGUGGAAGGAUUCCAGCUCUGCUCCUUGAGAAAGAAAAGACAAGCGGACGGUUACUUCCACGUGGAGGAACAGGUCAAGUUCGGGCCAGGAGGAUAAGGGACCUUUUGUUCUAGUUUUGGAAUCCACUGUGUUUUUUGUUAAAUUUACAUGGAUUACAGGUGUAUCGUUACGUAUGUAUAUAUACGUCUUCCAUAAAAAAAUGCGAGAAAACUUGAAAUUUGUAAUAAUCGCUGAUACGUUCACAAGAAAAGCUUAGUUCUAGAUGUAGGGUUACAAUGCUAACUGAGAUUACCAAGUCGUAUGAUGUACAUUUAUAAUUUACUGCGUGCCAAGUUGUGAAUGAUGCAUAUUACCAUUUGUGUAUACCGUUUUAUCAAUACAAAAUGUACAAAAGUUUAUACAUGAUGACAAUAAAAAG
Messenger RNA from Branchiostoma belcheri (Belcher's lancelet), 1060 nucleotides. RefSeq names its product A-kinase anchor protein 7-like. Lineage: Eukaryota; Metazoa; Chordata; Leptocardii; Amphioxiformes; Branchiostomatidae. Gene Ontology annotation, cellular component: cytosol. The record is from RefSeq and is a predicted model, not a curated record. Gene Ontology annotation, molecular function: protein kinase A regulatory subunit binding.